AGUGUUUCAUAAAUUCAAAAAUAAAAGUUAGCUAACUAAUAAUGCUGGAAGAAGUUUAAGAAAAGCACUGCUUUUUCUUACUGUAGGUUCCAGGAGGAGGGAGGAGACAAUGUGAGAGAAAGUUCACAUUUAGCUGGUGAGGAUUUUAAAGAAUUUCUAAGACUAUUAGCUAGCUAGACAAUCUAACUUAGUACAGUAGCUAGAUGUCUAUUUUGACAUCUAUCUCUUCUGGCAUUUAAAUCUCUUUAUCCAGCAUUCCCAGCUCCCAGUCUUGCAGGAGAAGGGGCUAUGCCCCUUCCUCAGAAUGCUCAGAUCACUGCCCUCCCCCCACCAGGUCUCAGUAGAAAGUACCCCCUAUCUCAACCCACUCUCUCAGCCAAGACCAAGAUUUGGAUGCCAGUGCAAGAGACCUGGAAAGGAGAACCUUAUGACAAGCCUUUGCUCAAAUACACAAUAGCCCUCCCUAUUGGCAGGCGCCACUGUAGACCUCGUCCAAUAAAACGACCCGUCCCCAACCCUUCCCCCAACCUGACUAAUAAAAGAGUGAAGUUUAAAAAUCCCGAGGCCACCCUCCGUUUUAUCCCAGUGAGGCCAGACUUAGAGCAGCUCACCAGGCAGAGAACCCUCCCUGGUGGUCAGUUGGUUAGACCUGUGACACCCAGACCACCAUCACGCAAGCAGCCCCCCUCUGCAGACCAUAGCCCCCUAGACGGUAUCCACUCACACAGAUCCCUUGCUAAGGUGCAGGCUGCUGGAGGUGAGGACAGGGGAGGCGGAGGAGAUGGUGCCUCCCUAUCCCGCUCUGUCAGGGAUUUGCAGUUGCUUAGCUCCAGCUCCGACGACGAGGAUUCUGAGUCUCCUUCUGAGUCCCAGUUCCGAUGCACCACUCCGGCCUACCUUACCCGCCGCUACCAGAACAGUUUGAAAUGGUACCAGGCGGUGCGCAGCGAGAAGAAGACCAAACAUCACAAGGAGAGGCUUGACCAGCUUUGCUAUAAGGAGGCAUCAGAAGAGUCUAAUGCUGAAAGAGGCCCCUCGGGUGUCCAGGCGAGACACACCGCCCCUCUGGGUGCUGGGGAGGGGAGGUCUGUCUGUAAACCCUACCAGGGAGGAAAGAGGAGAAGGAGUCCGCCGUCAGAGAAAGGUUGCUUACCCCCCAGCCAGGUGAGGAGAUGGGACCGCCGGUCAUGGCGCCGACAGCUAGACAGCAGUGCCUCGGACUCCCCAGCAUCUGAUGGCAGUGUCAUGCUCAGCCCACUCUAUACCCACUCCCCCUUCCUCUCUCCCAUAGCUACCAGCACUCCUCCCCACCCUGCUCCUCUUUCUAACACAUCUCCCAACAUCCCAAUAUUUUCCCCUUCCUUCUCUCUCAGUACGCCUUCCAGUUGUCCUAGCACGCCACUUUACCCCCACUCUUUCACCUCCAGUGCCCCUGGCACCCCAUUACGAAGUCAAGUGACAUCUUCCAGUGCCCCUGGCACCCCAUUACGAAGUCAGGUGACAUCUUCCAGUGCCCCUUGCACCCCAUUACGAAGUCAGGUGACAUCUUCCAGUGCCCUUGGCACCCCAUUACGAAGUCAAGUGACAUCUUCCAGUGCCCCUGGCACCCCAUUACGAAGUCAGGUGACAUCUUCCAGUGCCCCUUGCACCCCAUUACGAAGUCAGGUGACAUCUUCCAGUGUUUCUGGCACCCCAUUACGAAGUCAGGUGACAUCUUCCAGUGCCCCUGGCACCCCAUUACGAAGUCAGGUGACAUCUUCCAGUGUUUCUGGCACCCCAUUACGAAGUCAGGUGACAUCUUCCAGUGUUUCUGGCACCCCAUUACGAAGUCAGAUGACAUCUUCCAGUGCCCCUGGCACCCCAUUACGAAGUCAGAUGACAUCUUCCAGUGCCCCUGGCACCCCAUUACGAAGUCAGGUGACAUCUUCCAGUGCCCCUGGCACCCCAUUACGUAGUCAGGUGACAUCUUCCAGUGCCCCUGGCACCCCACAACAUGGUACCUUUCACAGGGAGUCAUCGUUCCACACCAGGAGUAACAUCUCAGGAAGUAGGACUACAUGUUGUGGGCUGGAGAGCUGUCCACCAUUAGCUAAAGGGACAGUAACCAGUUCCAACCCUGAAGACUCAGUAACAAGCCCUAAAGCUAGAUGCCAAGCGGACAACACUCCAUACCCAGACAUGUUCAAUAUUAAAGGAGAUACAGCGAAGAAAGAUGAUUCUGAGAUGAGAAGGAGCAGUGAAAUGAAGAAGACUUCAACACCAAAGGAAAUGACUGAAAAAUGUUCUCCUGCCAGAGCUAAGACUUCCAUAUCAUCACAUGCCAGUCCCACUCUGAAAGAAUCUAAGAUUCCACAAGCUGACCCACGACUACGAAAAUCAAUGAAAUCAUCAGCCUCACCUGAUGUUUCUUCAACUGAGCUCGACCGUGGGACGCCCAUCCCAGGCAGUAAGCUAACACUCACCUCCAUCUUUUCCUACCCUUAUGAUAUACCACAGCUCAAAAGCAGUCCACUUAAAAGCCCUGAGAAGUCAUCUCCUCAAUCAACUACAGCACAUCAGAAGCACAAGUCUCAAGAUAAGACAAGUCCUAAGAAAAGUCCUAAAACCAAGACCUCUGAUUCACCUAAAUUAACACCUGCACCUUUUUUGUCAGAGAAGCAAACAGACAAAACUGAGAGUAAUUUCAAGAAACCAUCAAAACCUCAGAGUGUUGUUAGUAGUAAGGCAGACUCUGCAGUGUCACAACAUGUUCUAUCCACAAAAACUACAAAAAAAAGUGCUGGAGGGAGCCGGCCAACCAUCAAGGCUUCUCCUUGUGACCCUAGUCUUAAAACUAAAUGUUCUGCUAACAAUGCUUGUGUGCCAAAACCAAAGGAGGAGAGUGAGAGACCUCCCCUUCCUAGCCUUAGAAGAUUGAAGCAGGUAUUUACAGGCCUUUAUCAGCAGAGGACUGUGGUGGCUAAACCCUCCAGCGAAUUGAAUGGGGUGCCGACUGACACACAUAGGCUGUUUAAGACUCCUUCAUCCAAGACCUCCUCCCCUAAGACCCGCUCCCCCAAGACUCCCUCAUCCAAGACCAGCUCCCCCAAGACUCCCUCAUCCAAGACCAGCUCCCCCAAGACUCCCUCAUCCAAGACCAGCUCCCCCAAGACUCCCUCAUCCAAGACCAGCUCCCCCAAGACUCCCUCAUCCAAGACCACCUCCCCCAAGACUCCCUCAUCCAAGACCACCUCCCCCAAGACGCACUCACUCAAAAACCCCUCUCCCAAGAUCCGCUCCCCCAAGAAGCCUCAGACUAGAGUUCUUCACAGAUUAACCCAGGAUCCGAGGAUCCGAGAUCCGAUCCAGGAUCAGAGCCCAUCUAUGCAGCCCACCUCCAGCACCUCCAGCAACAACCCAGAAGGGAGACCUGCAGCCUCAACCUCAAUUCUAGGCAGGAGUUUAGAGCUAAAAAUUUGUCAAGGUUUCCAGAAACCAGACACACCCAGGCCAAAGAGCUACUCCCCCAAGAGCAAACCAACAGGGAUUUCACUGAACUAUAGGGGUACUGGUACUCCUUUCCGGGGAAGUGAGGGGAAUCUAACAACUACCCCCACUUCUAGGGGCCUGGCAAUCCCCCAUGACUGUCCAUCUCAGACCAGGAGUUCUCUGAGUAAAGCCUCAUAUUCUGCCAAAUUACCAUGGGAUGGAAAGAGGGACAGAGAGAGAGAGAGGGACAGGGAGAGAGAGAGGGACAGGAAGAGAUGGGAGAGAGAGAGGGAGAGAUGGGAGAGGGAAAGGUGUCCACCCUCACCGAGACACCCUCACCCAGCACGGGGCCCAAUUCCACAGCCAAGCCGGGAGGAUCAUCCUAAAGAAUGCUUUAGAAAGAAAGACAAAACUACUACAGGACAGGAGGACUUUAGAACUAAAGUCAAAAUACCAUGGGCACCAACUCAAAAACCCUCUAGCUCUCAUAAGAGUUGGCCAAAUGUACCCUCACCCUGCCAGAAUCCUCCACCUGCGAGAAAUGGCCCCCAGUCAUACUCCAAAAAUAUCAAAGGCGCGCACUCACCCUCAGCUCAGACUAAAUCUAAAGUACCAGGGGAGAAGACAGACUCUCAGCACAUCAGCUCCCCCCCUACAACACAGAAGGUCCCUCAGGAGUCAGUGUCCCCUCCCCUGUCCCCCCGCUUCAGACCCGGCCCCAGCAGUCCGGAGCUCAUCCAUGCCAUUGUGAGUGCCAUGGGCUAUCUGCUUGGUGUGCCACCCACCUCCAUCCCUGGCCUCUGCCCUUCACCUGAAGACCCUGGUACGUCCUCCACCACUGACCCAUCAGCUUUUAACUCAGACCCCAUCCAGCCCCCCUGGACUGAAGAACUACGACUCAUCCGGCAAAGACUCAGUGAGCCUGGCUUAGGGCUCAACCCCCAGCCUCCAGACCACACAAAACCAGCCUCCAGACCACACCCAACCAGCCUCCAGACCACACCCAACCAGCCUCCAGACCACACCCAACCAGCCUCCAGACCACACCCAACCAGCCUCCAGACCAAAGGACACACACACACAGGACAGCCUUUUAAGAGUGUCCUUACCUAG
Oncorhynchus kisutch (coho salmon) is the source of this 4581-nucleotide messenger RNA. Its product is annotated as serine/arginine repetitive matrix protein 2. Lineage: Eukaryota; Metazoa; Chordata; Actinopteri; Salmoniformes; Salmonidae. Bases 289 to 4581 code for a protein of 1430 amino acids. The record is from RefSeq and is a predicted model, not a curated record. The transcript is spliced from 6 exons.